UUUAACUACUCAUCACCCUCUACUCCCUUCUGGUUCACUCCUUUUAUUUAUUUAUUUUCUUUUGGUUGUUCUUCCUAGUGUACAGUGACUGCUGGUAGUUUACUCUUUUCUAUGCUAUCACUGGCAAACAAGUUGCAUUAGCUAUGUCCCAUUUAUUUGUUGUCUUUACCUUCCUAGGAAUCCUUUCUUCAAAUUAAGCAUAGCAUUUAAAGUUUUAAUCAGUGUGUGAUUUCUUGCAUCAUCUAGUAGAAUGUUAGAGGGAUAAUUAGUUACUUUACUCAACCCUCUGAAUUGCUGCUAUGUAAUGUGUUUGUUCUUUUGUCCCUGAUCCUUUUUUCUCUGUGUGUGUGUGUGUGUGUUUGUGUUUAGGUGUUCAUUUUGAUUUUUUUUACCUGCUUGACCCAGACUGUAUCUUAGCACUAACUAAAGUUCAGUAUUCUAUGUUGAAUUUAGAGUCAAGAAAUUAAGACCUUGCUGUUCAGCAUAGUUCAACUGUGUUGCUGGCUCCACUUGUAAGGAAGCCAAGAUAGCGUGCACCUGAAGGUUACUUGAACUAAUCUAUGACAGCUGUUCACUUGAGUGAAGCUGGAAUAUUUGAAAAGCUGAGCAAUUGCUUACUGGGUUUUAUGAAGAUUCUGUGUUCAGGUUAUUGGAGAUGGUGAUUUGAAGAAUAAGAUUUCCGAUAUGAACAAAGUAAAAGCAUCAUCAGAAAAAAGUGUUUCUACCAGUUCUCGGACUAUGUCUUUGCUGUCACAGCUGGAGAAGAUCAAUUUGGACUCUGUAUUGGGAGAAGCAGAUAAUGCCAGAUAUGUUACUGCAAAGAUCCUUCAUUUGGUCCAGAGUCAGGAAAAAACCAAGAAGGAGAUGACUUCUAAGGGUUCCAGUGCAAUAGAAGUUAUCCUGUCAACCCUAGAGAAUACAAGAGAUCCUCAAACUAUUCUAAAUAUAUUGAAUAUCCUCAUUGAAUUAGUCUCAGUUGGUGGUGGUCGGAGAGCAAGCAUCUUGGUCACCAAAGGAGGGACACAGAUCUUGUUGCAGCUGCUUUUGAAUGCAAGCAAAGAAUCUCCACCAAACGAAGAAUUAAUGGUGCUUCUUCAUACCCUUCUUGCAAAAGUUGGUCCAAAAGACAAAAAGAUUGGCAUGAAAGUGAGAAUUAAUGGUGCCCUGAACAUAACAUUGAAUUUAGUGAAGCAGAAUUUGCAGAACCAUAGGCUAAUAUUGCCAUGUCUUCAAGUGUUAAGAGUUUAUUCAACUAACUCUGUAAAUGCAGUGUCCUUAGGAAAGAACGGAGUGGUUGAACUGAUGUUUAAGAUCAUUGGACCUUUUAGUAAAAAGAACACUAGCCUUAUGAAGGUUGCUUUAGACACACUUGCUGCAUUGCUAAAAUCAAAAACAAAUGCCAGGAGAGCAGUAGAUAGAGGAUACGUACACAUGCUUUUAACAAUUUACGUUGAUUGGCACCGUCAUGAUAGUCGACACAGAUAUAUGCUGAUACGUAAAGGAGUUUUACAGUGCAUUAAGAGUGUAACAAACAUCAAAUUGGGAAGAAAAGCAUUCAUUGAUGCAAAUGGGAUGAAAAUUCUUUAUAACACUUCACAAGAGUGCCUUGCAGUAAGAACUCUUGAUCCACUUGUCAACACAUCCAGCCUAAUAAUGAGAAAAUGUUUUCCUAAAAAUCGUCUUCCUUUACCAACUAUUAAAAGUGCUUUUCACUUCCAACUCCCAGUUAUUCCUUCCAGUGGUCCUGUGGCUCAAAUGUACAGUUUGCCUCCUGAUGUGGAUGAUGUGGUAGAUGAAAGUGAUGACAACGAUGAUACUGAAACAGAAUCAGAAAUUGAAACUGAAGAUGACAAGGACCAAAAUUUUAAGAAUGAUGAUAUUGAAACUGAUAUUAAUAAACUGAAACCUAGACAGGAACUGGGACGACCCUUAGAAGAAUUGAAAAUGUAUGAGCAAUUUUUCCCAGAACUUACUGAAAACUUUCAGGAAUGUGAUUUAGUAUCCAAGGAACCAAAGCCUUUUGUGCCUGAUGCAAAUCUGGGUGGACCUAUUGUGGUUCCUACAGCAGGAGAGGAGUUCUCAGCUGAAACAGAUCCAUCAGUGAUAGGAAUUUCUUUGAAGGAGAGCAAUCCAUUACUGACAGAGGAAUAUAAUAGAAGGCCAGCUUUUCUGGAACUACCAAAGAAAGAUAGUAUCAAAGACAGUAGCUUACUUCGGCAAAAUGUUCGAAGGAAUCUGCUUCCAUCAUGCGAGAGUCUGAGCCAAGAAAUUGUGAAAGGCUUGGACAGAAUCAGUCUGCAAAACACUGCAGAAAAUGAUCAGUACUAUGCUACAGAGUGUGUUAUAAAAAAAGAAAACAAAACUAGCCUCACCCCACUUGCUUGUAGUAAAACUUGUGAACAUGUUUCACCCUGUGGAAAUAGCCUUUUUGAAGGAUCAUCUGUCCAUCUUGGGAAAUUCUGCUGCACAGGAGUGGAAUCAGAGGAGGAGGAUACCAAAUCUAGUUCAUCAGGGGAACAAGUGGAGCUUGAGGUUUCUGAUGUAUCUCCUGUUCAUGACUGCGAUCUUUAUAUAGAAAUGGUGAAAACCACAAAAUCUAUUCCUGAAUAUUCAGAAGUGGCCUAUCCUGAUUAUUUUGGCCAUAUUCCACCCCCCUUUAAGGAGCCUAUCUUGGAAAGGCCUUAUGGAGUGCAAAGGACAAAAAUAUGUCAAGACAUUGAAAGACUAAUUCAUCAAAAUGAUAUUAUAGACAGAGUUGUGUAUGACCUCGACAAUUCCAGUUGUUCAGUACCUGAAGAAGUGGAUGUUUUGAAGUUUAAUUCCAAAUUUGAGUCUGGAAACCUGCGCAAAGUCAUUCAGAUUAGAAAAAACGAGUAUGAUCUAAUUCUGAACUCAGAUAUAAAUAGCAAUCAUUAUCAUCAGUGGUUUUACUUUGAAGUCAGUGGAAUGAAAACAGGCAUCGGUUACCGUUUUAACAUCAUCAACUGUGAAAAGUCAAACAGUCAGUUUAACUACGGUAUGCAGCCACUUAUGUAUUCUGUUCAGGAGGCACUAAAUUCUCGACCUUCUUGGACUCGUGUUGGGGCAGAUAUUUGUUACUAUAAGAAUCAUUUUUCAAGAAGUUCAAUUGCUGCUGGGGGUCAGAAAGGAAAAUCUUAUUACACAAUUACAUUUACAGUGACUUUUCAACAUAAAGAUGAUGUCUGCUACUUUGCUUACCAUUAUCCCUAUACGUACUCAACAUUGAAGAUGCAUCUUCAGAAGUUGGAAUCUAUGCAUAACCCUCAACAGAUAUAUUUUCGACAAGAUGCUCUCUGUGAGACUCUGGCUGGCAACACAUGUCAUGUAGUCACUAUUACAGCCAUGCCAGAAUCGAGUUACUAUGAACAUAUCUGUCAAUUCAGGAAUCGUCCUUAUAUUUUCCUAUCUGCUCGUGUACAUCCUGGAGAAACGAAUGCAAGCUGGGUUAUGAAAGGAACACUGGAAUAUCUUAUGAGUAAUAACCCAAGUGCCCAAAGUUUACGAGAGUCUUACAUUUUCAAAAUUAUUCCCAUGCUCAAUCCAGAUGGUGUCAUCAAUGGGAACCACCGUUGCUCUUUAAGUGGAGAAGAUUUAAACAGACAGUGGCAAAACCCAAAUCCAGAUCUGCAUCCCACAAUUUACCAUGCUAAAGGCUUACUGCAAUAUCUGGCUGCUAUAAAGCGUUUACCUCUGGUUUACUGCGAUUAUCACGGUCACUCUCGUAAAAAGAAUGUAUUCAUGUAUGGCUGCAGCAUCAAAGAGACAAUGUGGCACACAAAUGUUAACACUGCCUCUUGUGAUCUAGUGGAAGACCCUGGUUACAGAGUACUCCCGAAAAUCUUGAGUCAAACUGCCCCAGCGUUCUGUAUGGGCAGCUGCAGCUUUGUAGUGGAAAAGUCCAAGGAGUCAACAGCACGAGUUGUUGUCUGGAGGGAGAUAGGAGUACAGAGGAGCUACACGAUGGAAAGCACAUUAUGUGGAUGUGACCAGGGCAAAUAUAAGGGGUUGCAAAUAGGGACAAGAGAACUGGAGGAAAUGGGAGCCAAGUUCUGUGUUGGCUUACUGCGUUUAAAAAGAAUGGCUUCACCUUUGGAAUACAAUCUGCCUUCUGGUCUGCUGGAUAUUGAAAGUGAGCUGAUUGAGUCAAGCUGUAAAGUGACAAGCCCUACAACAUACGUUUUGGAUGAAGAUGAGCCUCGCUUUCUUGAAGAAGUUGACUAUAGUGCAGAAAGUAAUGAUGAUCAGGAUGUUGAAUUAGCUGAUAAUGUGGGUGAUUAUGAGGCCAGCAAUCAAGAAGAUGGACUCUCAGACUCAGAUUCAACCAGGAUACUCCUUUCUUGAAGCAUCUUUGCAGCUGGUAAUAAGGAAUGAGGAAUCUUGGGUUCUUGUACUCACAUACUUCUUCACUCAAGUCUACUAAGGGGAUAAGCUUAAAGAACCACAGUAACUGGGUCCUUUCAAGCUCAAGGACAAUAAAUAUUUCUGAUUUCUCAUAAAUUGGCACUUAUUUUAUUUAAGGAGUUCUCUGUUUUCUCUGAGCACGAACUAGAUAAAUUUCCUUACUGGUUCAUUUUCUACUGAGUAACAUUGCAUGACAUUUUGUGUCCUUAAAGCCUAUCAUAAUAAAAAAAAAAAAAAAAAAAAAAAAAAAGGAUAAUAAUUUGUGAUGUGUCAGGAUACAGAAAUGAAUUCUUUGUGCUAGGGCUGCUUUCUGAAAAAUUCAUCUGUACAGAUUUUUUUAAAUUCUGUUUGUAUGUGUGUGUGUGUAUGCGCGUGUGUACACUGAGGUGAAAAGGUUAUUUUUCAAUAUCAUGUUAAUACAGAUACUUGAUUGUGUUUGCAAUGAUGUAGUGCCUGCUCUGAAAUCAUUUGAUAAUUACCAAAUUAAAAAUGAAAAAGUGAUGUAUGAAUUGUUGCUCUUGUUUCUUGCUUCCGAGGAUUAUAUGAUGUUACCAUAGUACUAGCUAAAACUGUAACAUCUGUUCAUAGUACAAAGUUCUGCACUGCAACCAAUUCUGCCUGUAUUCACAAGAACUGUACACUUGUUUAAAAGUCUUUCCCUAUUAAAAAAACAUGGCUUAAUAUGAAAAGAUGAAGUGUACAUGACUACAAGAAGUGGAUUAGAUGUGUGCCUUGUAUGUAUGUUUAGCUACCCGUUGCUUGUUUUCUCUUGUUCAAUAUGCACGUAGUUAAAGAGUUCAAUUUACUGCAGGCACAAUAAUGUAUAUAUCCAAUUUAAAUGCUUAAAGAGGGAAGGUCCAAUUUUGUUGAAACAUCUUUUAAUUGGUCUGAAUUCAGUGUUAAACCUCCUCUGAGAAGGAGAUUGGACUAUGUAGCCUCAUGAGCUCCUUUCCAGCCUGAAAAACUGUGCUAUGAUUUUGUAUUCUUCAUGUCUAAAGCCAAGCUGUCAGACACGAGUUUUCAUUUUUUUGUCUUCUCCUGUCAUCUGCCAGCUCCUUUGCCUCUUAUCUUUGCUUAAUAUAAAAUCUAAUGCAGAAAUGAAGUUGCACUUUCAUUUACAGAACUCACAUGUUUUGCAAUGAAAAAUAUUUUUCCGAAAGAUUUUCACUGGAUGUGACCUCAUUGCAUUAUUCAUUUUCUGUUGCAUGUGCAGAGGCUUAAAGAGCAUGAAGAAUAACACUUAUUAAUUGCAGGAGGGUUUAAUUGAUGAGAACAUUGCAUUUACUAUUGCAAAUGAAACUAUAUGAAGGGUGCCAUUGGCAGAAGGAUUAAAAUAAAUCAGGGAAUUAACUAUGUUGAUUCAUUAACGCUAGGACGCUUUUUUUCACCAGGAGUUGCCAUUUCAAAUGGAGUGCUGGUUAGUGAUGUCUGUAUCAUUCUAAUUCUGAAACUGAGGAAGGGUUUCUGACCCUCUGGUGAUUUGCUGCUAUAUUUUUGUUUAAAGAUUUACAUUUAUGCUAAUAAUUACACACUGUGGAGGUGUGAGGCUAUAAUGAAGUCAGAUUCUUAUCCCCAUAUAUAUUUCUAUCUAGUGAAAAUUAUAAUUUCUCGUAUUCUUAGAGCUACAUACUGUGAACAAGAAAGUUUAUUUCAUAACCUGUUGAAGAGGUGUUACCUGCACUGAAAUUACAGGGAAUUACCUGCCAAGAAGGAGGAUUGAAUUUACCACAAACUUUGAAAUAUCUGUAACCCAAUGAAAGCAGAGCAGAAUGCUCUUAUUACAGUGCCACUUCAUUAGGUCUCUGCAUGAAUAGAUUUUCAUCCUUAUGGAUUCACACAUCAGUAACUUCAGUGAAAAAUUUUUGCUUAAAUUUUGGAAGGUGCAGGAUGCCAGGUGUUAGUUAACCCAACUGUGCAUUUUUUCAUUACUUCUCCUAUAAAUUUGUAUUAGUCCUGGAAUACUUUUUGCACACUACAAGAAAGACUAGAAAUGUGCUAGAUCCAAUUAGAAAUAAUUCUGGUUUAGUAGUAAAAAAACAAAUAUGGUAUUUUCAUCCAAAAUAAAUACACAUCUAUGUACUCGUGUCUUGUACAGCUUCUAGAUAGUGGGGGAAAAAAAAAAAAAAAUAAAUAAAAAGAAGUUAUGAGUGACUUAAGCAAUGACUCAGGAUAACAGGCACUUUUCUAAAAUACUGUUCUUUUUACGCAUUAGAUUCUAAGGUACUUAAAAAUUAGAUUUCUAUAUUUGAUUUAGAAGUCAAGCUGUCAGUUGUGGGUCUGAACUACUUCAGUGCAAAACUGCAGUGCAAGAGUGAAACUGUCCUUACGUUGCACUUUGUGGAAACUGCAAAGGCCACGUGUCUGGCAUGCACCUUGUUUGCAGGUACAUCAUUCUCAAAGGCCAGGUCUCCAUUUGUGCCCACAGGGAUUCAGGUUCUUGUUUUGAGCUGCCACAGCCCUAGCUACUUCACCUAUUUAUCCCUUCUCUAUUACUUGUUGCCACUGUUAACAGCACUGUUGGCAUUCACACUCCAGUAUUCCACAGGUAGUGUGGUGAGAAGUUGGACGGCUUAGCUGAAUGUGGAAUAGGUGGGGCUUGAGCACCUGCAGCCCUGUUACAGAAGCAUUCACCCACAUUAAACGGCCAGAACAGGAGCUCCUCAUCAGCCACUGAUCAAUGUAUCAUGGCCUGACCCAGAGAACUCAUUGUCUUUGUUUUAUGUAUUGACACUUCAAUAUAUUUUGGUUUUAAAUGAUGCUCUUUUACUGUAAGCAUGACUACAAGAAAAGGAGUAAUGUCUUUUUCCUGUAACAAUAAGAAAUAAGGUUAAAAACAGUAAUUAGAUUUGUGUUAUUUGCUGUCUGUCUUCUAAGUAAUUGCUGGAUGAUGAAUUCCUUUAUUCCCUCUCCAGGUAUCAUUCAAAAUACAGCUAAAAUUUGAUAUUGUGUCUUCACUGGUUACAUCACUUGAUGUAAUGUAACUACAACCAAGACUGCAGUUAGUGCCAAAGUCUUCUCUGGUUGUUUUUGGAAGUAGAUUGCUUUAUCAGGGCGAGCUGAUUCUAUUCUCGAAUAAGACUGCAGUGGUAGUAAUGACAGUUUCCAAAAUGCAAGAAUUCCAGGAUUCAGAAAGUUGCCAUUGUAAUGCUGUGAUAGAUAUACUUGUUGCAGUGUUAUUAUGCAUGCCUCAAGUAACAGUACUUAUUAAUAAAAAUAUAUAAUAAAGAAUGAAUUACAAUCA
Tympanuchus pallidicinctus (lesser prairie-chicken) is the source of this 7663-nucleotide messenger RNA. RefSeq names its product ATP/GTP binding carboxypeptidase 1 (gene AGTPBP1). Gene Ontology annotation, molecular function: metallocarboxypeptidase activity; zinc ion binding. NCBI's taxonomy places the organism in Eukaryota, Metazoa, Chordata, Aves, Galliformes, Phasianidae. The record is from RefSeq and is a predicted model, not a curated record. The transcript is spliced from 27 exons. Gene Ontology annotation, biological process: proteolysis; protein side chain deglutamylation; C-terminal protein deglutamylation. Bases 685 to 4362 code for a protein of 1225 amino acids.